AAUCCCCAAACAUCUCCUCACAGCAGGGUGAUCCCAGGCCCUUGGGGCUCAUUGCCAAGCCCGUGUGUCACCAGCCCUGGGGGAAUUGGUGAGGUGUUGGUGGAAAACACUGGUGAGCAGCUGUGGUGAGGGUGCAGGACAAGUGGUAGAUGUUUUCUAGUGGAGAUACAGGAGCCGUGUAAAGCUAUAGCUGUGACGGGGUAGGUAGAGCCGAUCCCCAUGUGAGUACGGACGUACGGACUGUGCGCCUGUUGUUGUUCAGGAGCUGUGUGAGCUCGGGGAGGUUCCUGAGGUGCUGGAGUGGGUGCAGAGCCCGAGCAGCCGCCGCAGCCUCCUGACCAACCAGGCCGACGAUGAUGACAACUCCAGAAAUAACAGCCCAACCCUGAAAUUAGGCUGUUGAGAAGACGGAAGCAUUUCCAUUUCCCUUCCCCUCCUUGGGUCAGCGCCGGUGCACCCACCCGCACAGGAUCUGGCUCCUCCAUGAGCAGCCCCAGCCUGGACAGCGUGGCCAAGGUUGAUGGUCCCCUGGUCGGCAGCAUCCUGGGGAGAAGAUGGCUCAGCCUGCACCCCUGAACCAGAACCUCCCAGAUCUCGGGGGCCCAUUCUUGUACCGGGACCAGGACGAUGGGGAGAAGAGCUCGUAUUCAGUGGAAACCCCCUAUGGCUUCCUCCUGGACCUGGAUUUCCUGAAAUACGUCGAUGACAUUGAAAGUGGCCAAACGCUCAAGAAAGUCCCGCUGCCUCGCAGGGCAAAAGGGGCCCGGCAGCCACCCAGUGCCCUGCGCAGCCCCAGCAGCCAUACCAGCACCUGGACCUCCACCGAGUCCCUCACCUCCAUGGCCAGUGAGGAUGGCAGGACCGCGCUGCUGCUGUCCCCGCACAGCCGGGCACCCCUGGACCCCCCGAGCAAGCCAACUUCCCAUCCCGUCUCACCACCGCCACCGCUGCGGCUGCUCCCAAUCCCCACCCGCAAGUGCCUCGUGCGAAACCCACGGGUGGAGAAGACCUUGCUGGAGACGAGCAGGAGGCUGGAGGAGGAGCAGGGCCAUUUGCAGGGUAUGGGUGGUCUCUCCCACGGUGGCCCGCCGGGUGCCCUGAGUCAGGUGUCCCAGUGUGGGCCGGUGGGCACUGAGGGCCAUGUGGGCUGGGGACGGGUGAGCCCGGGCAGCUCGGGGCGCAGCACGCCGGCAGCGGGGCUCAGCGCUGCCCCACUGCAGCACGUGCGGGAGCAGAUGGCCGCAGCCCUGCGGCAGCUCCGGGACCUGGAGGAGCAGGUGAAAACCAUCCCCCUCCUGGAGAUGCAGAUCUGCGAGCUGAAGAGGGAGAAGGCAAAGCUGAUGGAGAAGCUGUCGGCAGAGCCCGGUGAGGCUUUCGGUCACCCCCCUGGCUCUGAGGCAGCGGCAGGGGGUGAGGAGCCACCCCAAGCAGGGCUGGAGAGCGAAGCAGAACCAGUAAAGGGCCGAGCAAGCAAGAUCGUGGAGCUGAGGAAGCUGACGGAGAAGCUGGCCGUGGCGGAGCGGGGCAGCAGGGCUGGGCCAGGCAGGAGCCCCAGGGCUGUCGAGAGGCCGUGCCGCUCCGUGGCAGUGGGUGAGGACCGGGCCAUGACUGAUGCCGUCUUCUACUACCGGUCGCAGCAGGAGGGCGGCGAUGUCCCGGAUGGUGGGGUGAGGGAGCGCAGGGACGCGGCCGUCUGGGUGCUGGAGUCCUCGCUGGGGGUGGCCAGCGAGGCAGAGCGGGAGCUGGAGCUGCUGCAGCAGACAGUGGGGCACCAGAAGGAGGUGAUCGUCAUGAUGGAGGGGCACCUGCAGGAGGCCACGCGGGAGCUGGAGGAGCUGCGGCUGGAGGUGUGCGCCCGCCGGCCCCGCGGGCGGGUGGACAAGGAGGUGAUGGCCAAGCCGCAGGUGGCUGAGGCAGUGGUGGAAGCAGCGGUGGUGACACAGAGCCGGGGGGCUGGUGACCCCCCGGAGACAGCAGAGGCUGGCGUGGAGUGCUGCCCCCGCACCACCUGCGUCGGGGUGGGCUGCCGCCCCGACCGGAGGGAUGUGGCCGUCGGCCCCGAUUCAGGCACCGGGUGUGAAGACAGAGGCAGCCAGACCGAGGUGGGCAGUGCUGCCCUGGCGGGCAAGGAGAUGAAGCCUGGUGUGGAUGAUGCCCCGAGCAGCCCCUCGGCACAGGGCACAGGAUCAACGGGGCGGACGUGCCAGGGCAGCCCAGCCUCCAGGGCAGCAGCCCCAGAGGUGACGCACAGCAGCCAGGACCUGUCCCCGGCACAGGAUGGCGGAGCUGCACAGAGCCCUGUGGCUGGAGCCCUGAAGUCCAUCAUGAAGAAGCGGGACGGUCCCCCCCGGAGUGAGGCCGAGGGCAGCAAGAAGAGCCUGCAGUUUGUGGGCGUGCUGAACGGGGAGUACGAGAGCACAUCCAGCGAGGAGGAGGAGGAGGAGGAAGGAGACAGCUCCUCCGAGAAGGCUUCAGCUGACAGCUCCGACAGCGAGGAGCCGGGGGACAGCGAAACCUCAGAUGAGGAGGCCGGGGAAGGCGAGAGCGAGCCAGGACAGGAGGAUGAGGGGGCCAGUGUGACCCUGCCAGAGCCCCCCGAGGUGAAGGAGAAGUUCGAGCUGAGCCCCAGGAUGCGGGAGGCCUGCCUCAUCGUCAAGACCCACCUGGGCCACCCCGGGGCCACCAAGAGCAAAGAGGUGCUCGCCAGCAACAGCCUGGUCCUGCAGGAGUGGUUCCGUCUGUCCAGCCAGAAGUUGUCUGUCCCCGACAUGGUCGCCAACCACCUCCUGGCCUUUGCCGAGAUCUCACCAGCUCUCCUGGCCCACGUGGUGAACCUGGCAGACGGGAACGGCAACACAGCCCUGCACUACAGCGUCUCCCACUCCAACUUCCACAUCGUGCGGCUGCUGCUGGACACGGGGGUCUGUAACGUGGACCACCAGAACAAAGCCGGCUACACAGCCCUCAUGCUGGCAGCGCUGGCAGCCGUCGAGCAGGAAGAUGACAUGAACGUGGUGAGGAGGCUCUUCAGCAUGGGCAAUGUCAACGCCAAGGCCAGCCAGGCUGGCCAGACGGCGCUGAUGCUGGCCGUCAGCCACGGCCGGCAGGAGAUGGUGGAAGCCCUGCUCGCCUGCGGAGCCGACGUGAACCUGCAGGACGAGGAGGGCUCGACUGCACUGAUGUGUGCCUGCGAGCACGGCCGCGUGGAGACGGUGAAGCUGCUGCUGGCUCAGCCCACCUGCAACAUCUCCAUCGUGGACAACGAUGGCAACAAUGCUGUUGCCAUUGCACUGGAGGCCGGUCACAGCAACAUCGCCGUGCUCCUCUACGCCCACCUCAACGGCACGAAGGCGCAGCUGCCCCAGGGGACAUCACCGACAGCCACGAAGAGCCCUGGGAGCCCAAAGAAACCAAAUUAGAGUGACCUUCGGAUCCAGCUAGGGGCCAGCUGUGUGCCACCAUCAGCGCUAGGCUGCAAUUCACAUCCCCUCUCCUGUUGCUCCCCUGCGUGCUGAAUCGCUCUCUGUGGCUGCAGAUGCUUUAAUCCUCCUGUCACCAGAGCAGGUGGUGUCCCAGGGCCUCACUCGCCCAUCUCCACUGCUGGAAGCCCACACAUAGCCACCUUGCUCCGCUGUAGGUGACAGAGGAGCCAAGCAUCAAGUGACCUUGGGGUGGGAGAUGCAGCGGGUAGAAGCCGUCCCUGUCCCCUCUGCUUCCCCCACCAACCACUGGAGCUGCGCCACCUCGGAGCCCCCUGCAAGUCGCAAACUCACUGCAACAGCAGAAAAGACCCAGGACCUGGUUUCUGCUCUCUCAGGCAGCUGCUGGGGCAAGCAGGGCCGGGGGAGGGUGAGCAGCAGCUCGUGGAUCCUGCUGUGCCAGCAGGGAAACGGUGCUCAGGGACAAACCAGCUGUUUAAUGCUGCCUUGGGCUGGGAGCGCUUCCAGACUGAAGUACUUGCCCUUCUUUUGUGGCAUUUCCUUUCCUGGCUGAAAUCGGAAUUGUUUCUAGCACAUGCACACAAAGCAAAAAAAAAAAAAAUUAUAUUGCUUAUUCAAAUGAUGGGAGUUCAACAUGAAAUCACUCGGUGGUUUGAUGUGCUCAAUGGGAACAAAACCCCUGGGCACUCGGGGCUGCAGCCAAGCUGACAGAAGGGGGCCAAGAGCCAUGGACGCAUUUAGGGACUGAGACAGCCCAGCCUAUACCCGCCACGGGGAGCAGGAACCUCCUCCCGAGGGAAAGAGAGCAACCACCUCCUAAACUUUUCCCAUUUUAAACAGCCUCACAGCCACUGACUGGGAAGGCGACCAGAGCCCACAGCUGAGUCCCUCUCUGCCUGCUUUCCUUCCCAAAAGGGAGGAGUAGCACAGCUGAGGAGCACUCCAGGAAAAAAAGACCAACAAGAAGAGCUGAGAGCGAGCCUGAGGGCCCUUGGAGAUGGCCAUGUAUGUUGGAGCACGUGUGUGCAUCUGUGCAAGUGUGUGUGCACCGGGUGGGGACAGACACGGUAAGGACUAAGGACCAGGAGGAAGAAGAAGAAGAGGCUGUUGCAUGCGAAGCAGGCUCUGCUCUCCAAAUCCUUCACAAAGGUAUCAUGUGUGGCAGCCCCCGUUUCUGCUCCUUGGCCCAGCUGCCCCCCUGCCCACCAGGCCUGGUCUGAGCCACGCUGGCAGCUGGGAAAUGCCCCCCAGGGAACUUGUUCUGGGCAACACACUGCUGUCCUCACAGUGGGCCCCUUUCAGCUUCGCACUGAAGUUAACAUGAUGCUCACUGCCACUCUCUAGCACACUGCUCUGUAUGUAUUCCCUACUCACUGCUUUGGUUUCACAAGUUUGUUUACUGAUAUUUUAAUACUGAUGUUUAUUUUUAAGAUAUAAAUAAAACUUUAAGGAAAAUUAUUUUGAAAUAUUACAGUGA
Molecule: messenger RNA, 4917 nt
Organism: Calidris pugnax (ruff)
Lineage: Eukaryota; Metazoa; Chordata; Aves; Charadriiformes; Scolopacidae
Gene: KANK3
Product: KN motif and ankyrin repeat domains 3
Exons: 11
Coding region: 555-3419 (954 amino acids)
Biological process (GO): negative regulation of actin filament polymerization
Cellular component (GO): cytoskeleton; cytoplasm
Molecular function (GO): protein binding
Source: RefSeq, a predicted model, not a curated record